GAUCAUCUCGAGGCAGGAGAUCGAAGAAGCGCAGAGGAAGCGCGAGAAGGAGGACAGGGUCGACGAGCAGCGGAAGCGGGCGAGGCUUGCGAAGGAGAAGAAGGCGGCGGAGGCCCCGUGGUGGGAAGACGACGUGGGUGGCGGCCUGAACUCGCCGCCCCUGAAGAGGCAGAAGGGGCACUCCGCGUGGGAGCAAAAGGA
Molecule: messenger RNA, 201 nt
Organism: Prorocentrum cordatum
Lineage: Eukaryota; Dinophyceae; Prorocentrales; Prorocentraceae
Source: the annotation of a GenBank genome assembly